UGAUAAAUGAACUCGUAGAGAUAAUAUUGCGUGAGCAGCAACAUGAUUUUCAACCACAUCUUCCCGUAAACUUGGUUGCAAUCGAGGAUCGUGUGGUUGAGGUUAUGGCAAUGGUGGAUAUUGCUUGCCCAGACACUCGAAUUAUUGGGAUUUGGGGGAUGGGCGGCAUCGGUAAAACAACUCUGGCUACGAUCAUCUAUAAAAGGCUUUUUGACAAAUUUAAGUGCCGGAGCUUUCUCAAGGAUAUUAGAGAAACAAUUAAUCGCGAGGGUGUCAAGUGUGUCCAAUCUCUACUGCUCUCAGAUAUAAGGAAAGGUCCUAAAAGUAAAGUGCAUGAUCCCAAGAUGGGGACUAAUAUGAUCCGAUUAAGUUGUGAAAAAAAGAAGGUUCUUAUUCUUCUUGAUGAUGUGGAUCAUCCAAACCACCUCGAUAAUUUGAUUGGAGGUUGUAAAUUCUCAUUAGGAAGUAGGAUCAUUUUCACAUCUCGACAUAAGGCCAUUAAUUGUCAAGAUAAGGCCCUGUUGGAUUCUACAUAUUGGUAUGAACUCCAAAAAAUGAAUAUUGAAAACUCUUUGCUUCUGUUUAGCAUACAUGCCUUUGAAAAGAAACCACCUCCAAAACAACUAGUGACUCUUUCUCGUGAUAUUGUUGCCAUCAUAGGAGGGCUUCCCUUAGCUCUCACGGUUAUAGGUUCAUGCCUCAAAGGAGAAGAAGAUCAAAGAAUAUGGGGAGAGAUGCUAGAGAAAUUGAGGGACGUGCCUGAUGAGAAGGUACAACAACAAUUGAGGAUAAGCUAUGAUUUAUUAGAAGGUGAUGUUAAAAAAAUGUUUCUAGACAUAGCAUGUUUUUUUAUCGGAAUUGACAAAAGAAUUGCCCCCUACCUAUGGGAUCACAAAUUAUGUCCAAGAACCGGAUUGAAAAAGUUGAUUGACCGCUUGUUAAUAUAUGUUGAUGAUGAAGAUGAAUUGGGAAUGCAUGAUGAAUUAAGAAAUUUAGGUAGAGCUAUCGCCCGUCCAAUAGAUAAGAAGCCUUGGGAUUGUAGCAGACUAUGGAAGGAGGAAGACAUGAUAGUUCUAAGACGCAAGGAGGAAAAUGAAAAUAUUGAGGCACUACAUCUAGACCAAAGGGGCUCCAGAGAGUUCAUGGGGCAGAAAAGCUUCAGAAAAAUGCCUAACUUGAAGUUCCUUCAUGUGAAGGAUGUGGAUUUUGAUGGAGAUUUCGAAGGAUCACUCGCUGAAUUAAGAUGGUUAAAGUGGGAGGGAUGUCAUGACUAUUUUGAGGCUACUAACUUUCAUUUGGAGAAAUUAGUCAUACUUGAUUUAUCAGCUAAUUAUGUUGGAGGAAACAGUAUUAGUGAAAAUUGGAGAGGAUGGAGUUCGAUUAAGGUAAAGAUGAAAAAGGCUUUUUCUUUUGUUACAUUUGAUGAUAAAUCAUUAUAUUUCUAACCGCUAAUCUUGGAACAUGUUUCUUUC
Molecule: messenger RNA, 1472 nt
Organism: Eucalyptus grandis
Lineage: Eukaryota; Viridiplantae; Streptophyta; Magnoliopsida; Myrtales; Myrtaceae
Product: disease resistance protein RUN1-like
Exons: 2
Coding region: 105-1445 (446 amino acids)
Biological process (GO): defense response
Molecular function (GO): ADP binding
Source: RefSeq, a predicted model, not a curated record